Dalotia coriaria is the source of this 5562-nucleotide messenger RNA. RefSeq lists its product as uncharacterized. Gene Ontology annotation, cellular component: nucleus. The transcript is spliced from 6 exons. Gene Ontology annotation, molecular function: RNA polymerase II cis-regulatory region sequence-specific DNA binding; DNA-binding transcription factor activity, RNA polymerase II-specific. The record is from RefSeq and is a predicted model, not a curated record. Bases 714 to 4745 code for a protein of 1343 amino acids. Gene Ontology annotation, biological process: regulation of transcription by RNA polymerase II. Lineage: Eukaryota; Metazoa; Arthropoda; Insecta; Coleoptera; Staphylinidae.
GAUUCCGGCGUGCGAGAGCGAGAAAUGCUCGCGCAGUUGGUUCACUCGCGCGGCCUUUACAAGUACGUCAUGCGAUUGUGAUGCGACUGGCAGCACAGCGGGUCGCGGAGUGCGGCGGUGGGUUGCGCACGAGAGAGUUGGUGGAAUAACUGAAAUGGAACAGUAAACAUGGCGCCGCGCUAGUCAGCAUAUCGCAUAUCGUGAGUGUCGUAGUAGUGUCGCGCGGUACGCAUCCUGGCGGUAGGUUUUUCGUUGUUUUCUUUCGAAUUUCGGUUGCGAUCGCUCGCGUCCCUUGCGUGUGCCCACAACUGCGCACGCGAGUGUCUCGAUGAAUCAUUGUGUUUUCGCCGCGGAGCGCAGCCGAGCAGGGCUCUGGGUGGAGGCGGCGGCAGCGGCGGUGGCUGCGGGCGCAACGCAAACAAGUGCCAAAACAAGCGCGUCGCAUGCGGCGGCAGCCGCGAGCGCGCUCCGAGCGUGAUUAUCACCAUCACAACUGCUGCUCGGGCAUUUAAGCGGACCUAUUAUCACAACGCGCACAUCAAUGGGAUUUAUUAAAUUAGUAAGGAUGCGCCGUGAUUGGUGACGGUGCGUCGUAGUGCGUGUGCUUGUGCCAAAGUCGACGAUGCGCUAGCGGGGGCAGCUGGACGUCGCAGUGCCCCGUCGUACACAGGGAAGCGAGGGAAAUUCGCAGCAGAUAGUUUUGCCCUUGCGCCAUGGAGAGGGGCGGUGACGGAAACAAAUACUUGCACAAGAAGUUCAAGAAGCAGACGAUCUUCGAGGCGCCCGAAGAUGACCCGUGCUAUCCGCCGCUUCCGGGGAUGCUCACCGGUGCCCGCGAGCGCUUUCCGUCUCCGGAGCACCUCCUCCGGUAUAGUACAAAAUGCGACAGAAGUUCGCUGAAGUCUUCCAUUACAUAUCCGACUAACUACGUGGUCAGGCGCGACCGACUGUUUCACAGCAGUUACGCGGACGAGCACGACGACGACGACAUAUCAGAUAAGCCCGAGUACGUGACGGUGUCAUACCAACAGGAGGGCAAAACCGACGAAACUUUACUGGGCACUAUCGUUAAAGGGGAGCCGGUGGCGGCGCGUGUCUACGACGCUCAUAAUGCGUCUACAUCGACGGCGGCCAACGGCGGCAAGUACGUUUGCCCGUUUUGUAGUCUGGCGUGCAGCAAGCCCAGCGUGCUGCAGAAACAUAUCAGAGCGCACACCAACGAGCGGCCGUACCCGUGCCAGAGCUGCAACUUUAGUUUCAAGACGCGCAGUAACCUCUACAAGCACUGCAGGUCGCGCACUCACGUCAACCGCGUGAUGGGGAAUAAAGGCAGUGGCGGGGGUGGGGGUGCCGGUUCGGAAAGCGAGUCGAACGCGACCACUCCACCGCCAUGCCAGCCACCCGUUGAGCGCCCGACGGUGAUUACCGAUACACCACCCAACGCCGAGGAAGCCCCUAAGGCGAAGCCCUAUAAACCGCGCUUCCAUACCAAGUCAUACUACGAAAACGAGAAUGAAGAGAAUAGCAUGGCGAUCAUCAAUGAGAAGAUUACCACAGAGCCAACGCCGAACCUGUGUUAUACUUUUAAUAAGAUACUCGAUUCCUGCGAACAGCGUAUGCCAUCCGCCGAGCAGCAGAUCCAUUCGCACAGUCCACUUGAUUCGUCGCCAGACUCGUGCAAGAGCAACGGCGACGACCAACCCUUGAACUUGACCAGUAAGAAUCGCAAGCGGUGUCUCAGCGAGGUCUCCUUUGAACCUGCGAAGAAGAGCCUUAUCAAAGAGCUACUCUUGAAAAAUCUCUCUGCUGAUACGAACUUACAAUGCCAACACUGCAAGAUGAUAUUCCGGACGUUCACGGAACUGGAGCUGCAUAAAAUGAAGAUGUGUAAAGGACGCGGGGGACCGCGUUAUAGUCGCAGUAGCAGUGUCAAUGUUGCAACAAUUCUCACCCAAAACAAGGAUUCAUUCAACUUUUCACACAAAUCACCCGGACCAUGCCUGGGCAAGACGCGGCUUGUCGAAUCUGACAAAAACAAAUCGUUCUCUUGCGACGACGGGUUUCAAGGUAGUAUAAAGGACAUUGGCAAAGAAAGCUAUCACUCUUCCGUUCACUUUUUCUCCGACAAACUGCGUAAACCACCUGUAAAAUUGUUCGGCGGCGAGGUGAAGGUCACCCAGACACCGGCCGUGGGUGAUCACGAAGAUGUUCCCACAUAUCCGCAAGGUGAGCGGCCGGAGAAGCCAGACUAUCAAAUGGUGUCCUCGCCGAAAGUGAGCGAAAAUCGUGUAAUCAGGAACACCUUACAGUCGGGUGGUAUUGUAUUACAUACGAUGCCAACCAAGCAGAGUACUCCGAUGUCAGGCGACAAAGUUGAGGGUAUAAGCGCGAACGGUUCCAAUGGUGAUUACUCCAAUAUCAUGGACUUCAGUCAGAAUGCAGCCAAGUUACUGGCGCCCAGUCUCAAACAACUGAAUUUAACAAUACCGGGGGUAAAUGCGAAUCGUUCCUACUCCGAGUCUCCGACGCAGUCUUUACUUGCAGUUAAUCAAACUAAGGGUAAUGUUCCCAAGGUGAUCUCUGUUGGAGACACUACAGAUCCGAUGAGUUUACUGGUCAAUGGGAAAGUGGUGCGAUACGUGCCCGGAAUGCCAGGCCCCAUUAUUGCUGAAGCGAUCAAGUCUAAACCGGUCAUUCGGAUCACACCAUCCAAUGAUGAUGGGGAGAGAGUGGCGUAUGUAAAAAGCGAAGCACCAAGCUCACCCGGUGUCAAAAUGGAAAUAUUGGAACCACCACCUGUUACAACUGAAGCACCGAGAAAAUUUGCCCGUCCGAACAGCCUAGCGUUGAAACCAUCUUCCGUUUCUUUAAAACACCAUCACGGCUUGACGCCGACAAUGUUUAAUCAGAUCCUCAUAAGUCCCGAUACGCCGCGCGGAGAUAAGAAGUAUAACGAGCAGCUGAUGAACGGCAAUUACUAUAGUAAUUUGGGGCUGAAGAGCUCAACGAAGCCGGUGUAUUGUACGCUUAACAAGACGCAGCCCUUCUAUGUGCCGCAUUUUAGGAAAUUGAGCAUGUACUCGGAGUGGCGGCAGCAGGACAAUAAGGGUGACAAGUGGUACUUGCUCGAGUAUGACAGCAGGCAGCGGAAUGCAAGUUAUUCUAUAGCAGGGAAGUACCGCGCGGACAAAGUCGUUGAUUCCAGAUACAAGUUUAUUCCCGGCGAUGUGACUAAUAAGAAGGAGGAAACUAUCAAAGCGGCAGCGAAGUCGCUUUUGGCCGGAUAUGAAUCUCACGAGGAUUACAACUAUGUUCGAGGACGAGAUGAGGCCUCCACAAGAAACCAAGAACACGAGGCCGCCUACGGUUUGCUAUCGUUAUCACAGAAAGUUAAUUCGACCGCAAAAGAACUACCCAGUCCGUCGAUGAUUGAGACAAUCAAUCGUAGUUUCGUCAAUGCCGAACAGUUAGUGCACGUCUUCAAAAUGAACUAUGUUAAGAACAAAAUUCUCGAUCAGAACAUCUCACUGAGCGCUAUCAAGCGGGCGGCGGACGCAGGGCCCAAAGAGAUGGAUGUUUUGCCCUUGCAUGCACGUGAAACGAGACCGCUUACCUAUCCAUACACCACGCCGAUCACUGCCAGCGAGGAACCAGCCCGCUCAACAUCCAGCGAGUCUGUGUCGAGCGACCCAUCGACGGAACGAAAUAUUAUCCAUUUCAAUGUUAUCAAACGUUACAACCCGCCACCGAAGCAGCCUCCGCCCGUACCGGUUAUUACAAAAUCUGCCGAACAUGUUUACCUAGCACCCAAACAGAUAUCUCCCGUGCUGGACCAGCGUAGACAUGUUGUGCAUAUGUCGCUGCCGCCCCCACCUCCACCAUCGGAAACUUCGCCCUUCAGCGCAAGUGAUGAUUCAGAAGCAAUGGAUUUGUCUUUUUCCCAAGUUGCUGCCAACGAACGUGUACCUGAUGAUCUUCGAAUCAAUGGAGCAAAGCAACUGGAUCGCGUCUCCACAUCGACUGGGCCCCUUGUAGGAAAAGUGCAACUUCGUGAAUACGACAACAGUGCCAUGGAAACGCUUGCCGAUAUUGCCACCAAACAAGAGAAGCUCGAAAAGAAUUCGGUUGCAAAGAAUGUCGCAACUGAGUUCCUCAAACUCGCUACAAAGAACGAGCAUAUUAAGACUGAGGAAAAAUCGACGAGCGUGGUGGUCAAGAGUGACCUGAUUGUUAAGUCGGAGGAGAAUAAAAACUGUAUGAUCUGCAACAAGACGUUUAACAAACCGUCGCAAUUGCGUCUACAUAUGAAUAUACAUUAUCUAGAGCGCCCAUACAGGUGUGACUCGUGUUCCGUCAGUUUUCGCACGAAGGGGCACCUGCAGAAGCAUGAGCGCAGUGCUGGCCAUCAUAACAAGCUUUCCUCAUCGCCAGCGCAAUCAUCACAGGAGCCUCGGCCGUUUAAAUGUAUCGAUUGUAGCAUUGCGUUCCGUAUCCACGGGCAUCUAGCAAAACAUCUGCGCUCAAAGAUGCACAUCCUCAAGCUUGAGUGCUUGUCGAAGGUACCUUUCGGGCUGUAUGCAGAACUGGAGCGUUCCAACAGUCUGCUCACAGAAAUCAAUACCGCAGAUGGCGAUCAAUGUCUUGAUAGUUUGAAGGCUUUGGCCAGGCGAAUCUUCAUCAACGAACCUGGCAAAUUAACUCAAUUGAACGAUGAUCAUCAAUGCUCUGAAGCAACAGCUAGUUAGUAUAUACAUUGAAUUGCGUGCUAAAUUGUUUAAUAAUUCUCAAUAUCUGGCGAUCGCAUCGAUCCGCCCAAGACUGAAUCGCGCGUAAUACACACACACACAUACAAAAUGGGACGCAAGUACACAUUAGUUUUAACAAUGAUGCCACCAGCGACGGCCACUCGUACGCUGAAAAUAUCCCAAUAAUGAAGUCACUAAAAAUACUAUUAGAAAAUGACUCUUCUCUUGGAGUUGUUUUUACCUUUUAAGCGUAAGCUACAUAAGAAACGAACAUAUAUAUAUUAUUCAAGAAGAAAAAAACUUAAAUGUGAUAUAGUUGGUAUAAUUAAUGCGAAGUAUAUGAUAGAAUAAUAUUUUAGUGAAAAUGUUUAAACUGGAAACAUAUUAUAUAAGAUAGGAUAACUAAGCUGAUUGAAAGGUCCAUGUUUACCGUGUUUUCUAAUUGAUGUUAAUUAUGGGACGUUGUUUAAUUAAGAAAAUUGUUUCAUCAUCGCAAAUAGUGCAAUUGCUAACAUCAAUCUGCUUUUGAGUGGCCUUUUAAUAGAAUGUUUGUUGAGUUGAGCGCGGAAAUAAUUUUUGGUAGUUAAGGUAAAAAAAAUAUUAUGAAAGGUUUAGUUUGUUGUAUGUAUACAUUUGUACAGUGCUAGUUUAAGUGAGACUAUUUUUCUCCCCCUCAAUUACUAUUACUAUUAUUGAUUAAUGAAAGAAAUGGUCAUGAAAAUGAAACCAAGAGUACAACAUUAUAAUUGUUACAUGUACAAUAUUGCAUAUUUUGUUUUCGUUUUAUUAUUAUAAAGUCUGUUUUAUUUAAAACUAA